Molecule: messenger RNA, 3895 nt
Organism: Ceratotherium simum simum (southern white rhinoceros)
Lineage: Eukaryota; Metazoa; Chordata; Mammalia; Perissodactyla; Rhinocerotidae
Source: RefSeq, a predicted model, not a curated record
ACCACUGGUCCAAGCAAUCUUCAGCGGUGAUCCAGAAGAGAUACGGAUGCUCAUCCACAAGACCGAAGACGUGAAUGCUCUGGAUUCUGAGAAGCGCACUCCGCUUCACGUGGCCGCGUUUCUGGGAGAUGCAGAGAUCAUUGAACUCCUGAUUCUGUCAGGAGCUCGUGUAAACGCCAAGGACAACAUGUGGCUGACCCCACUGCACCGGGCUGUUGCUUCCAGAAGUGAAGAAGCAGUGCAAGUAUUGAUUAAGCACUCGGCUGAUGUCAAUGCGAGGGACAAGAACUGGCAGACUCCCCUCCACGUGGCAGCAGCCAAUAAGGCUGUCAAGUGUGCAGAAGUGAUCAUUCCCCUGCUGAGCAGUGUCAACGUCUCCGACCGAGGGGGACGCACAGCCUUACACCAUGCUGCUCUGAACGGCCAUGUGGAGAUGGUCAAUUUACUCUUGGCCAAAGGGGCCAACAUCAACGCAUUCGACAAGAAGGACCGGCGUGCUCUGCACUGGGCAGCAUAUAUGGGCCACCUGGACGUGGUGAUCUUGCUGAUUACCCAUGGCGCAGAAGUGACGUGUAAGGAUAAGAAGGGUUACACCCCGCUGCACGCUGCGGCCUCCAACGGACAGAUCAACGUUGUCAAACAGCUCCUGAAUCUGGGGGUGGAGAUCGAUGAAAUCAACGUGUAUGGAAACACGGCCCUUCACUUGGCCUGCUACAACGGGCAGGAUGCUGUGGUCAACGAGCUGACCGACUAUGGUGCUAACGUGAACCAGCCCAACAACAGUGGGUUCACCCCUUUGCAUUUUGCUGCUGCCUCCACACAUGGUGCUUUGUGUCUUGAACUGCUCGUAAACAAUGGGGCGGAUGUUAACAUCCAGAGUAAAGAUGGUAAAAGUCCACUGCACAUGACAGCUGUCCACGGAAGGUUCACGCGGUCACAAACCCUCAUUCAGAAUGGAGGUGAAAUUGACUGUGUGGAUAAGGAUGGCAACACUCCUCUCCAUGUGGCUGCAAGAUACGGUCAUGAGCUUUUGAUUAACACCUUAAUAACCAGCGGAGCUGACACAGCCAAGUGUGGAAUCCAUAGCAUGUUCCCCUUGCAUUUAGCCGCCCUAAACGCUCACUCUGACUGCUGCAGAAAGUUGUUAUCAGCCGGCUUUGACAUAGACACCCCAGAUAAAUUUGGACGAACGUGCCUUCAUGCUGCUGCUGCAGGAGGUAAUGUGGAAUGUAUAAAACUCUUGCAGAGCAGCGGAGCAGAUUUCCAUAAAAAGGACAAGUGUGGGAGGACCCCUCUGCACUAUGCAGCUGCAAAUUGUCAUUUCCACUGUAUUGAGACAUUAGUAACCACAGGGGCCAACGUUAAUGAAACAGAUGACUGGGGACGGACAGCUUUGCACUAUGCUGCUGCAUCAGACAUGGAUAGAAAUAAGACUAUCUUAGGAAACGCCCAUGAAAAUUCAGAAGAACUUGAAAGAGCCAGAGAGCUGAAGGAAAAGGAAGCCGCAUUAUGUCUAGAGUUUCUUCUUCAAAAUGAGGCAAAUCCCUCUAUCCGGGACAAGGAAGGGUACAAUAGCGUACAUUACGCUGCUGCCUAUGGCCACAGGCAGUGCCUGGAAUUGCUUUUGGAAAGAACCAGCAGUGGUUUUGAAGACUCAGAUUCCGGUGCUACCAAGAGUCCGCUCCACUUAGCUGCCUACAACGGGCACCAUCAAGCCUUGGAGGUCCUUCUGCAGUCACUGGUAGACCUGGAUAUCAGGGACGAGAAAGGCCGCACUGCUCUGGAUCUGGCUGCCUUUAAGGGACACACAGAAUGUGUGGAAGCACUUAUCAAUCAAGGUGCAUCCAUCUUUGUGAAGGACAAUGUAACCAAAAGAACCCCACUUCAUGCCUCAGUAAUUAAUGGUCACACACUGUGUUUGCGGCUAUUACUAGAAAUCGCAGACAACCCGGAAGUGGUUGACUUGAAGGAUGCCAAAGGGCAAACCCCACUGAUGCUUGCAGUAGCAUAUGGACACAUUGACGCCGUCUCAUUGUUACUUGAAAAGGAAGCAAAUGUAGAUGCUGUUGACAUCAUGGGCUGCACAGCUCUACACAGAGGGAUUAUGACGGGACACGAGGAAUGUGUGCAAAUGCUGCUGGAACAAGAAGUGUCGAUUCUCUGUAAAGAUUUCAGAGGGAGGACACCCUUGCACUAUGCGGCUGCUCGUGGCCAUGCCACAUGGCUGAGUGAGCUGCUCCCGAUGGCACUUUCCGGGGAGGACUGUUCUUUCAAAGAUAACCAAGGCUACACGCCGCUACACUGGGCUUGUUACAAUGGUAAUGAAAACUGUAUAGAGGUACUUUUGGAACAAAAAUGUUUUCGUGAAUUUGUCGGUAAUCCCUUUACUCCACUGCACUGUGCAAUAAUAAAUGAUCAUGAGAAUUGUGCAUCAUUGCUACUUGGGGCCAUAGAUUCCAGUAUUGUCAAUUGUAGAGAUGACAAAGGCAGGACACCACUUCAUGCAGCAGCUUUUGCUGAUCAUGUGGAGUGCUUGCAGCUUCUUCUGAGACACAACGCUCAAGUGAACGCAGCAGACAAUUCAGGGAAAACAGCGCUGAUGAUGGCUGCUGAGAACGGGCAGGCAGGCGCCGUGGAUAUUUUGGUGAACAGUGCCCAGGCUGAUCUGACUGUGAAGGAUAAGGACUUGAACACACCCUUACAUUUGGCUAGUAGUAAAGGUCAUGAAAAAUGUGCCUUGUUAAUACUUGACAAGAUACAAGAUGAGAGCCUUAUUAAUGCAAAAAAUAAUGCACUGCAGACACCCCUCCAUGUUGCUGCACGCAAUGGCUUGAAGGUGGUAGUGGAAGAAUUGCUGGCCAAAGGGGCCUGUGUCCUCGCUGUAGAUGAAAAUGGUCAUACCCCGGCCCUGGCUUGCGCUCCUAACAAAGACGUGGCUGACUGCCUGGCCCUCAUUUUGGCUACCAUGAUGCCUUUUUCUCCUUCCAAUACAAUGACGGCUGUCAACUUCGUUUGUUUUAAAAAAGACAAUUUGAGCAGGACGACCCUCUCCAAUCUGGGUAGCAUGGUUAGCCUGUGCAGUAACAACGUAGGCUCGGAGGAUGGGUACAAUGAAAAUGAUUCUGAUUCGGAAACGUUUUGACUUUGGACUGUAAAAGCUUUUCCUUGAUCAACCAUGUUGGAGGAAGGGAAAGAAGCUUGAAUUCCAGGUUUAUGUUGUGUUCAAGUAUUAUUAUGGGCCCAGGCUUCCAGAAGCCAGGAGAGAAGGAAUUAAUCAAACUGAAGGAGGGCAGCUAGGCUGGAGGGCAGAGCACUCACACAAAUGGGCCCCACUUUUGAUUUGUUUCAUGUUUUCCUUAGAUCUAAGAUGCUUCUGUGAAAGUCUACCUCUCAUUUUAAGUAAAGAAUAAAAAAUGCAUUUAAUUCUUUUUGUUUGGGGAUAGUACACCAAGAGGGAGCUGUUCUCUAUAGAGACUUUUUUUCAUGUACUCACUUGGCAGUGAGUUCUCAGAAGUAUAUCAAUGUGACAUUCAUGUCCCCCCAGGAGGGGAGGGAAGGGGUGGAUAGGAAAUGCCUCAAACCUCUUCUCACUUUGGUGUUUACUUCCUCACUAGAAGCCAAAGGUAAAGGUGUUCAUCUUCAGAAAUAAUGCCUGUAAUAAUCUUUUUAAGGGAGUCCAAUUAUUCAUAUCCUCUCUAUAGUAAGCACUUAAAUAUCCAGAACUUCUUUCUGAGGAUUUUUGUUCAAGUUACCAGAUGAAGAGAAAAAUUCACUGAAAAUGGAACUUGCUUUUUUCAUUUAACACAAAUAUGGCACCCAGUGCUCCCCAUAAGCCCGUGACUAAUUUUCACCCAAGUGAUUGAGUCCAAGUCUAGUAACAUUUUGGAUGAAAAUU